AUGGAGAGUCAGCAAGAUGCCGCCAAAGGGAAGCCGCGGACCUCUCCGCAAGCCGCACCCGUCCAGCAGGAGUUUCUCUUCGUCGAUGCGGCAAAAGCAAAGAGCUCCCGUCAAGGUCGGCGAAAUGCUCGGUCUUUUGUGAUGCAAAAGGCACGAAGGGAACGUCCAUGGUCUACAAGUAAACAUGCAGCGAAACAGAGAAAGAGCCCUGAGACUACAAGUCCCGCAACCGUUGGUACGCCCGACCUCUCACACACGCCGAUAACGUCGACGCCCAGUCCACCGCUCGCACAUAUGGGAACCGAUUACUUUUCCUCCGGAGACCCGAACAACCUUCUAAUAGUCAAACAAGAAGUCUGUUCGGAUUGCCAGAUCUUGUUUUGCCGACCGGGACAAAGUCUAUGCCCCAGAUGCCUUCUGUUCCAAUCUUCGGCGCCCGCGGAAGACCUGGACAACAGUCUUUUCGAUCCUUUCGGAACUCUGUCUGUCGAUACGAAUGGCAGCGUUUCGGAACUUUUGAACCACUUUAUCACCGAAAUGGCUCCCGGUACGAUAGCUGUCGACAUUCGACAUAAGUCCGACCUCAUGAGAUCGCACUGGUUUGGGACAGCUGUGAGAAACCCGGGGUUUAUGCACAGUCUGCUUUGCACUGUAGCUCUGCAUCGAUACUGGUCCGGUCGGGGCUCCAUCGAAGCCAUCCUCCACCACAGAGCACAGGCAAUAACAGCGAUAAAUUAUGCCAUAAUGGACCCAAACCCGAGCAUGGCAAUUUCAGACGCCAACAUAGGUGCUGUGUUUAACUUGCUGACGGUCGAGGAAAGUCUGCCUCAUACUGUUCUCGAAUCGCAUCCUGCAAGCUUUUAUACUCUGGUGCGCAGCCUAAGCACUCCGCGGAACAGCCCAAAUAAGUCUAGCAUUUGCUUACUGAGCAUCAGGCAUUCUACGGCCCACGCGAUAGCUUCAUUUGAGGCGCCAUACCUUUCCGUUAUCGAUUACACCAACGCUGCAUGCUACCCGCGUCAUCCCCCCGGAUAUUCGUCGAAUAUAUCAAACCAUCUACUCGAGUGCUGUCAGAAGGCUCACGUGGAACGCUCCCUUACCGCUUUGGUCAAGUCAGCCCUCAUUCUCAUCGCUGAUUUGAAUGCAUGGUUCAACGAUCCCAACUGCCCACUUGAUCCCCUCGAUAUCCAGAAUUACUCCUGCGUUCUGGAGUGCAUGCUAUUGAAGUGGCUUCGCGAUAAUGAGCACUCCGCCCGCCCUAUCGAGGGCGCGCUUUGCGUGGCGCUCCUAAUCUUCACGGUUCGCACCACCGAAGCACUCAAACGUCGGGUAGAUGUCCACGCGCUCCAUUUCGCGGCCAGUAAGAGGCUCGAAAUGGCUCUGAGUGCCACAAGCCGCUCCGAAUGGCAGUCUUGCCCAGAACUACUGCUGUGGAUCCUGGCCAUCGGGGCUAUAUCUGCAGAAGGAUCAGCUGAGAGCUCGUGGUUCGUCUACCAAGUAUCCUUGGCCUGUUCUGAGUUCGGAAUACAGGGCGCGAAUGCCCUCCUCGAUCGCCUACAUGUCUGUGGCUGGGUCAGCUUCAAGCUCGACGAAGCGGUGUGCCACCUAUGGAAAAGCAUCACUGAUCUCAGGCUCGAGCCGUAUUUCGACGCGUCAAGCAUGGUUGGACCCCUCCAGGUCCAAGUCGCGGAGCCCGACUUCAUUGACUGGCAGAACAUAGACUGGUCGGCGUUGAGCAAUCAAGACCAGUUGCUGGAAGAUGCUGAAGGGGCUUUUCUGGGUGCAGAUGCCCUUGCGAGCAUGUUGAUCCUUCAGAAACAAGACGAACCGGAGAGUUUCCGGCCGCUGAUGCCCUUUCUUACUCAGCGCCCACUUCGGCCCUCAACGUGGGGAUUUAUCGACGCCAUAUCCUUUACUCGAUCGGAAAUACGACACCAUGGCUCAGGCAGGAAGUUGAGAAUUAUGUGCCCAGACGAUAUUUACAUUAGAGAUCUGGCCGGGGGCGACUACUACGCUCACUAG
Trematosphaeria pertusa is the source of this 2022-nucleotide messenger RNA. RefSeq lists its product as uncharacterized. The transcript has 5 exons. The coding region runs from base 1 to 2022 and encodes 673 amino acids. The record is from RefSeq and is a predicted model, not a curated record. Lineage: Eukaryota; Fungi; Ascomycota; Dothideomycetes; Pleosporales; Trematosphaeriaceae.